GGACAAUAAAGAUAUAUAACUUCUUCAACACCACAGUAAAUAUGGUUGCCUAUAUAACACCUUGUUUCUUUUCUGUAAUUGUCAUGCGCCGGCCAAACGUCAAAAAACCGAAUCGCAUUGGCCAUUUUAAAACAUUUUUCUAUCCAAUUUCAAAAUCGUAGUGUUGUUUUUAGCUUAUACCACAAAAAACAUCAAAGACAAAGUAAUGUCCGUCACCGCAGACAACGUUAAAGAAUUUUACGCUCACGAUUUGGUUUACAAAUUUGAUGAACGGAAACGAAUCACAUUUGGUAUAGUCAGUGAAAGUUAUGAAGGUUCAGACAGUGAUGAAUACUCAGCCCUACAAAAGGGCCAAAUCCUUGUUUCGUGGAGCAACUCUAACCGCAAGCAGAUCUGCAGACAAAGCAAAGUGCACCUGAUGAGUCGAAGCAUCAUUCCAGGAGAUAUUGUAAGAAGACUUGAAGAAGGAAAGGAGACUCAGAGGGGUUAUUGCAAAAAAACGAAACAAUUUGCUACUGUGCAAAUUGUUGAGAGUGAUAAAGUCAUUGAACAUGUUCCAGAGAGUAGGUUGUGUUUUGUGAAGCCAUUCGAUGUAGGGGAUGCUGUUGCUUUGGGUGAUAAAUUUGGAAGGAUUCAGAGCAUAGAUCAAAUGAUUAGGAUGCAAUCAAAAUGUGGAUCUAUAGUUGAAGUUAGGAGUAGCAUUAAUUAUAAUAUUAGGGAUUAUUGGAAUCAUUCCAUCAAUGGCGCCUACCUAGGGCCUGGUUACCCUGGACAGACUGUUAUUUGCACGCCAAUGCACCUGAAGGACCCGAAAUGGAUAAAGAAAUCGAAAGCGAUGAAGCGAAAGAUGGAGAUUGGUCAAACGUUCACGAUACAAAGCAUCGAAAUCUGCCUGAUAGAAGUGUGGUGGUGCACGUCAAACGGUCACACAGAAUAUGGAGAACUGAAAGAAGAUGAAAUCAAAAGAUUAAAAGUCCUGCCUUAUUCGGAACAUUUAGUUAUAUGCGAUCGUCACUUGUUAAAAUUAAAACCCACCGACAUUUUGCUAAAGAAACGCGAAUGGAUCAAGAAAAAAUCGCUCCAACAUUUACCCGACAAAGUGCCUAGAACGGAAAAUACAGCGUUCAUGAACACCUGUGCGGAGCCGUACGACGCUGAAGACGACUGGUGCACGGAAGAAGACGAAGAAUCUGACAACAACGGGGAGAUUUCGACGUACAGGUUGACGAAGAUCAAACCCCGUAAGAAACACUGCCCGCCGAAGUUGAAUAAAUUCUCGUCGGGUUCGAUAGUGGCGGUCGAAGUUCUUUGCACGGAUUCAAAAGCAACGGUCGUGUGGCAGGACGGUACCGAAGAAAAGGAUAUCCCUACGACCGAAUUGUAUUAUUCGGUCUCUUUGGACGAUCAUGAGUUUUUUCCAGGAGAAUGGGUUGUGCCUAAUAGUAAUAAUGACGGUUCUGACAAGUACGGUGUAGUACAGAAAGUCAAUUUUCUUGAAAGGACAGCUGAGAUAAAAUGGUUCACUCAAACUGAUCCGGGUAAGAAACCAGAAGAACUUGCGACAAACGAGCUAAGUGUUUACGAUCUGAAAAAACACGUUAAAUACGUAUUCCGUCCAGGUAGUGUAGUUAAAGCAAAGCCUACUCAAGAAGAUAAAAUGGGAAAAGUAAUUGACAGUUGUCCACAAGGUUAUGUAAUCGUCCAGUGGUUAGGCGGUACGAAAGAACACUGUUGGCCUCAUAACAUCGAACUCAUUCCAGAAAGCGAAGACUUUGAUUUCCCUGACGGCUUCGAAAGCGACGACGACCUAAGCGAAGACGCUUACUCAUGGGAAACUGAGAGCGUUGAGUCAUUCGACGGCGACGUCACCGACGAAAUCAAUCUUCAAAAUAUGGCCGCCAAGGUGGAUUUUAUUAGGAGCAGGAUUAGUUAUCUUAGAGAAGCCUUUAGACAACACAACAUUAAUAAAAAUUUCCAUUUUCUUAAAGAUUUAUUAUGCGUAUAUGACAAUUCUAGUUAUUUAGAUAAGUAUCUCGGCACGUCGUUUUUUAGCUUAGAAAGCAAGCACUUUCAGGCUUUAUUGCUUGAAACUAAGAAAAAAGCAAAAUCUAUGGGAAUAGAAUUGAGAGGAAGAUUAUUUUCAAAGGAGAGUCUUUCUGCAUCGAAUAAAUUAAAAAAUGCUGAAAAGGAAAAUAUUCAGAAAAUGAUAAAGUUGGAGAGUAAAGUUAAUGCUCAAAUCGAAAGCAAUAAAGAAUGCAGUGGGGAGUCCUGUCCACCAACUCCCGACAGCUCCGAACCGGCCGAAAAAUCCCAAGAGAAUCUCUGCGUAGAACUCCUAGUAAUGCUCAAAAUGCGCUUGGACUUAGCUUACGCUGAAAUUAUAAGCCGCAUCGGCGGCCGCCAAGCCUUAACCGUCCUAACGAACGCGUCAGAAAACACGCUUAAGCCAUCGCCAAGCACCGCCGCCUUACAAAACUCUCUACUAACACCCGAAGAAACGACACCACCACCGAAGUUUAACAAAACGGUCGAUGCCAUUGCGACAAGCGACGCAUUUUGUAUCUUCGAAGAAGCGCCCGACACUCAUCGAUACUUCUCGAGCAAAUUCGAAGCCAAGGACUUGCAGAAGUUCUUGGUCGCCCUGCAAAAAGAGUACAAAUUGCUCAAGGAAUCCCUGCCACCGGGGGUGUGGGUUAGAACGUACGACAAUCGAAUGGAUCUGCUGUCGGUGAUGAUCAGGGGACCCGCGAAGACUCCGUAUGAAGAUGGAUUGUUCCUUUUUGAUAUUCAACUGAGUACAGAUUACCCCAGAAACCCGCCCUCUGUGCAUUACAUUAGCUACAUAACUGAAGCACUUAAUCCGAAUUUGUAUGUUGAGGGAAAAGUUUGCGUGUCUCUAUUAGGAACGUGGAUGGGGCGAGGGAGUGAGGUGUGGGGUCCGAAUAGUACGCUUCUACAAUUGAUCGUUUCCAUUCAAGGGCUAAUUCUAGUGGCAGAACCCUACUACAAUGAAGCAGGCUAUGAAAGGCAAACUCACACACAGCAAGGGUACGAGAAUUCGCGCACUUAUAACGAAUUUGUUAUUUUGAAGUUGGUACAAUCGAUGACGGAGUUGUUAAACGCCGCACCGAAGAUUUUCCAAAUAGAGGUUUUGGCGCAUUUCCAAAGUAACGGCGAGAAAAUGUGUGAAAGAUUGAUGAAAUACUGUGAAGAUGAGCCUCUGAAACCCGAAUUUCCUUUAUUGCCUGUUAGUAAGGGGUUGAAAUUGUCGCUAAUAUCGGCCUUAAGUUCAUUCAAACAGGCUCUGAAAAAAGCUUUAGCAGGGAAAGAAAAAGAAGCAAUUUUGUAACGCAAUUGUUAAAUUUUCUUGUUAAACUUUAUAAUGUUUCUAAAAUAAUGUUGAUUAAUAAAAGUGAAGUUUUGUUUUUGUUAACGAUUUGUAUCGUAACUUUUUUUGUGAUAUUUUUUUUGUAUGGUAUUAGAAACAGUAUUUGUUUUUUGUUAUAUAUUGUUAGAUACAUUCGCACAAGCCGCCACUCAUUUCAUAGCUAGGUUAAGUGUAUGUUAUUUUGUAAUCUUGAGCUACCUAUUGGUGAUUUUUCUGUGAUUACAGCGCUACUAUUUUUUAUAAUAGUACAUACCUAACGUAAGAACUGAAGCAAUAUUAUACUUUUUUACUUUGUUGUUAUGUGUAAAACCUACAAUUUCGACUGAAGUCGGCGAAAAGGUUGGGUAUACAUUCUCUUAUUGCAGCAAGAAACUCCAUGUAGAAACGAGGUACACAAAUACUUUUCCAAGUACUUUGAAAUGCAUUUUUAGAACUCCCAAUAAAGUUUCAAUUUAA
Messenger RNA from Zophobas morio, 3844 nucleotides. Its product is annotated as (E3-independent) E2 ubiquitin-conjugating enzyme. Lineage: Eukaryota; Metazoa; Arthropoda; Insecta; Coleoptera; Tenebrionidae. The record is from RefSeq and is a predicted model, not a curated record. Bases 206 to 3349 code for a protein of 1047 amino acids. The transcript has 10 exons. Gene Ontology annotation, molecular function: ubiquitin conjugating enzyme activity.